AUGAGUAGUUGUCUGUUGGGCGUAGUAUUCAUCAUUUCAAUAUGUUUACUUAGUGGUGUGAAUGCUGAUAAAACAGCAAUCUUCAAUCUCGUAGAGUUUAUUGAACAAUUAUGGACCAAUUUAUACGAACGCUUGGGUGGUACUUGGAAAUGUUUAUUGGAAGUACUACCUGAAGAACUAGGAGGUAAAAAAAAUCCAUGUUACAAUAAAACCACUUAA
Molecule: messenger RNA, 219 nt
Organism: Schistosoma rodhaini
Lineage: Eukaryota; Metazoa; Platyhelminthes; Trematoda; Strigeidida; Schistosomatidae
Source: the annotation of a GenBank genome assembly